Molecule: messenger RNA, 588 nt
Organism: Paecilomyces variotii
Lineage: Eukaryota; Fungi; Ascomycota; Eurotiomycetes; Eurotiales; Thermoascaceae
Exons: 3
Coding region: 1-588 (195 amino acids)
Source: RefSeq, a predicted model, not a curated record
AUGUCCACUUUCACACCCAUUAAUAUGGAUACCAGAACCAACGAGGAAAUGGACAUCGACACUGGGGUCGCGCCGGCAGACUUGGUUUGUGUCCAAGUCCCUCAAACUCCCCGUAAGCGCGGCCGCAAGAGGGCGUCCGAGACUGCUCCGGACAGUCCUACGCCUGUCAAGAAGGCCAAGGCUACUCCGGAAAAGAGGACGAUUCCUACUUCCUACGAAGAAGCCGGACGCGAGGACAGGCUUCUCCUUCAGAUGAAGGACAAAGAAAAUAAAACCUGGUCCGAGAUCAGAGAGGCUUGGUUUGGGUUGACUGGUGUCCAAGUCGGUGGUAGUACUCUGUCAAUUCGCUACGCUCGUCUUAAGGCCAACUUUGUCACUUUCACUCCCAACGAUUGUGCGAAACUCUUCGAGGCCAAGAAAGAGGUUGACGACAAGCUCGAGCAAGAAAGAUGGCGUAUGAUCGCUGAAGGUCUCGAGACCAAGACCGGAAAGAAGUUUCCUGUCGGAGCGGUGCAGAAGAAGUUUAAGGAGCUGGUCAAGAAAGGCAACUCUGCUAUCGUUGCUAAGGAAGAAGACGAUGAGGCAUAA